Messenger RNA from Fusarium fujikuroi IMI 58289, 936 nucleotides. RefSeq lists its product as uncharacterized. Bases 1 to 936 code for a protein of 311 amino acids. Lineage: Eukaryota; Fungi; Ascomycota; Sordariomycetes; Hypocreales; Nectriaceae. The record is from RefSeq and is a predicted model, not a curated record. The transcript has 3 exons.
AUGGGCAAGGCUUUAGAUCUCAAGUAUGCCGAGCUCAUGCGCGCGCAUCCUUUCGGCACAGCACUGUAUCUCCCGAUCCCCUCGAGUCAGUUCCAGCCCGGAUUCAUCGGAUAUUUUGACUCGACUGGGGCCUGGAAUCCUAUCGGAAACCUCACAUCGUCGCCAAGCUUACCAUCGGGGCUGUCAUCCAUCGACGGCACAACAUUGAAGCGGGCGCCGUCUCAGAAACAAAUAUGGGGACCAAAACUGGGCAACGAGACAAGAGGUCGCGCCAUCGAUCUCAGCGUUGGCCUUGGGGCAAUACCUAUGCUGGCAGCCGCAGCACUACCCUUUGAUGUGUCCGCCUGCUUUCGAUUCCAGGCAGAUAAGAAUCACGGCGCUGUUCUUCUUACUAGUGGUCCUGUUGUCCAUGAGCGGUAUUAUCAUAAAGAGCCUCUUCUUCAGUGGAUGAGGCAGAACGCGAAAAGCAUAGUGAAAUCGCACCCCGAAGUCAGAGAUAACGGCUUGUGGAUUAUCACUUCCACAUGGGCAGCAGAGAAUGCAUCGGUGAAUUGCUGGAACUCCAAAGACAAAAGCGUUGAUGUUGGGUUCAGCACAACGGCUCUGGAGUUUGGCGAAGUGGCUCCAAAGGGAAGCUACCUACACGGAGGGAGUGCAGAAGGAUGGAUAAGCACCCAGAGUGACGAUAACGACAAAGGCCAUGUUGUCUUCUUCCAUGGCAUCAGAUUCACAUGGGUUCCCAUUCGUGGAUUGACAGAAAAGAAGAACGUCCCCGGGAAAUUUCGAGGAGAUGCUCGUACAACGUCCGAAUCCUUGACGAUGUUUGAGGAUGACUUGGGCGAUGGGACUUUCGAGGUACAGUAUGAAGACCAGACUGAAAAAGAGAAACAAGAUGCAAUGCACCAGGACGACGAUGAGGAAGACGCAUGGGAGUAG